This is a messenger RNA of Bipolaris sorokiniana ND90Pr, 954 nucleotides long. RefSeq lists its product as uncharacterized. The record is from RefSeq and is a predicted model, not a curated record. NCBI's taxonomy places the organism in Eukaryota, Fungi, Ascomycota, Dothideomycetes, Pleosporales, Pleosporaceae. The transcript is spliced from 6 exons. The coding region runs from base 1 to 954 and encodes 317 amino acids.
AUGAGGUAUUCCAUCAUAUUCACUGCGCUUGUUGCUAGCGCUUCUGCAAGUGACAAACCGGCCGUGAGCCCCGUACUGCUCAAGUCUCAAAUCCUGCGUGAUAACUUGUUGGCCAGUGUGCGAAAACUGGAAGACUUUGCCAAUACUGAUUAUACUGCGGAGGUAGCUGACAAGAUUACCCUCAUAGCCCGUGGGACAUGCGACUAUGGUAUCAAAUCUGCUUAUUCUGGCCCCGCUGGAGCUGUCGGAUCUAUUCUGUACAACAUCGAUGACAGAGGCCCUGAAGACGGCACUCUGCUCGCUCCUCCUCGGCCUGAGGGUCCAUACGUCCCUACCCUGAAUAUCAUCAAGAAUGUAUCUACUCCCAUAGUCGCGGCACUCAAACGCGGAGAAAAGAUAUCUGCCAGUUUUGAUGUCUACUCAGACAUCCGCAACAUCACUUCAUCAAACCUCAUUGCUACCACCAAAUCCGGUGACCACAACAACAAGCUCAUUGUCGGUGCUCACUCGGAUGGUGUGCUUGAGGGCCCAGCAAUCAACGACGUUGCAAGUGGCCUAAACGCGGUAACAUUUGCCUUUUGGACCACCCAACUGGCCGGUUAUCUUCCCGGCUCAACACAUUUCAUCAAGAACCUCACUCCAGCUGACAAUGCCAAAACCCGCGCUUAUUUGAAUUUCGAUCUGCAGUACUUCAAAGCUGCAGGAACAAGCACCAUCCUAAAGGAGUACGACGGCCGCUCCGAUCAUGUACCUUUUGUCGAUGCUGGCAUUCCCGUCGGAGGAACUUCGACAGGCCCAGAUGUGCAAAAGACCCCUGAGCAGGCUGCCAUUUUUGCCGGAACAGCUGUUGCUACCUAUGCCAAUUCCUGGGAAGGGUUCCCAAAAAGGACUACCAGCGUUGCAAAGAGAAGCUUAAUCCGCGCUAGAGAUAGUAACGAGAAGUCAUAUGCUUAA